GCGACGACGGCCCCGCGGCGGCGGGUAGAACAGGACCGGGAUGGCGGCGUCGUCGGGGCAGUGCGGUUCCUCGGCACGACCCGCGAGGAUGGCGUCGACGACACGACCUGCUAUCGCCCUGGUGCUGGCACUGCUCGUCGCCCUGGCUGCGGCCGCCAGCGCGGCCCCCUCCGCAGAUGUGGACGGGCUGUUGGAUCCUGACGUCGGGAUCGACGGCGACCAGUACGAUGAUGACUACGAGACUUUCGGGCUCGACAUCGUCGGUGGUGAGACGGCCGACAUCAAGACGGUGCCCUACCAGGUGUCCCUCGAGGUCAACAAGGCGCACAGCUGCGGCGGAUCCGUGCUGAGCACAACCUGGGUGCUGACCGCCGCCCACUGCACGUACGGGAAGGACGCCCGGUCGCUGCAGGUGCGCGCGGGCACGGACAAGCUGCAGCGCGGCGGCUCGGUGGUGCCCGUGGCGCGCGCCGUCGUGCACCCCAAGUACGUGCACGGCCGCCAGGACUGGGACGUGUCCGUGCUGCAGCUGGGCGCCGCCCUCAGCUACGGCAGCACCAUCAAGGCCGUGCACCUGCCCGCCAGCGGCGCCGAGCCCUCGGCCAACACGGCCGUGCUGGCCAGCGGCUGGGGGCUGACCACGGCGCAGAAGGGCCGCAACGGCCCGCCAAACCUGCCCGUGCAGCUGCGCAAGGUGACGGUGCGGGUGGUGCAGCGGCCAUCUUGCGUGGUCGCGUACCAGUCGGUGCUCACCGAGCGCAUGAUCUGCGCCGCCGCGCCGGGCAAGGACACGUGCACGUACGACAGCGGCGGCCCGCUCGUGGACUCGGCCCGCGGCAUCCAGGUCGGCGUCGUCUCCUGGGGCCAGGGCUGCGCCGACCCCAAGUACCCGGGCGUCUACGUGCACCUCGGCAACAAGGACGUGCGCAGCUUCAUCAAGAGCUACGCCGGCGUGUGAAAACGGCCCGUGGGUGUAAACCGGACACAAGGGCGAAAUGUUGCAAACAAAAAAAUAACAUCAAAAAAAUAAAAAGAACACAAUAAAAGUAAAGAAACCAA
This is a messenger RNA of Frankliniella occidentalis (western flower thrips), 1059 nucleotides long. Its product is annotated as trypsin-7-like. Gene Ontology annotation, biological process: proteolysis. Gene Ontology annotation, molecular function: serine-type endopeptidase activity. Bases 41 to 958 code for a protein of 305 amino acids. The record is from RefSeq and is a predicted model, not a curated record. NCBI's taxonomy places the organism in Eukaryota, Metazoa, Arthropoda, Insecta, Thysanoptera, Thripidae. The transcript has 6 exons.